AUGGCCUUCACAGGAUCUCCGUUUCACGUUCACCUGACUGCCCUCACGACGGAGUAUGAGAAAAUCAUGGCCGAGAAUGCUGAGUUACGACAACAGCUGCACAAGGAACCUUUGCGGGCUCACGCAAGAGACAACGAGCCAGCUCCGAUGAAUUGGGGUGUGGCAGUGGUGGCGCCCCUGAAGCCGGCCUGUUUGGAGCUGCCAGGGGCCGUGAUUUGCGACACGGACUCGUCUUCACCACCUGAGCCAGGUGAACCUCCACCGGACCUGGAGAGCAGGAGGAAGUCUUUUGCGACGCCAAGGAGCACUAAAUCAUCUCCACGACAGAAUGGGAAAACCCGUAUACAUGAGGAGGUCCACGAAGAUAAUUCAACUUUCUUACUGCUGUUGGAUAUCAUCCCGGCCUGCGUCAUCAUGGUCAAUGCAGCUGUUGCCGGUCUGAGCGCGGACAUGGACCCCGACAGUCCAGUAUGGCAGAUCCUCGAAAUUGGUUUUACCAUCUUCUUCAUUGCCGAGAUCCUCGUGAAAGCAAGAAUCUUUACCGUGCGCGAGUUCCUGCUAGGCCCCGACUGGUAUUGGAGCUGGUUCGACGUCCUCUGCGUUGUCCUGGCUUUGGUGGAUUUGUUCGCAAAUGCGGUGACUGCAGAACUCUCGGAGACAACGACGUCCAACUCGACGUCCACAGAAACUGAAGGAGGCGAUGCCAGCGUGGCAGGGAGCCUCAAGAUGCUGAAGCUGGCCCGCCUUGGCCGCAUCAUCCGGCUGCUGAAGUUCAAGAUCUUCACGGAGCUGAAGCUGAUGAUCCAGGGGGUUUUCACCGGGCUGCGUGUGCUCUUCUGGGCGGUGGUCUUGCUGCUGCUGUGCAUGUACCUCCUUGGGGUGGUUACCAAAACCUUCUUCUGGAAACAUCCUGAAUUUGAAACCGUGCCGGACGCUAUGUUCACCAACUUCCGGUGCUUUACUGAUGGUUGCGCAGAUCUGGAUGGAAGACCCCUGCAAGAACGUUUGCGAAGAGAAGACGGAGGGGGCAUCUUCAUGUUUGCCUAUAUACUGCUCUUUCUUUUUGUGACGAUUGGAAUCUUCAAUCUGAUCAUGGCAGUAUUCAUCGACAACGUUGCAGAUGGCAGCACGAAAAAGAGGCAACGCGAGCUGGGCGAGAAUGCGCCGAGAACUGAGUGGGUUUUGGCGACCUCUCUCAGGCAUCUCAUCAUGGCCAACAUCUUCCACGACGAGACCAAAGACAUGUCCGAGGAGGAGCGCAUCAAGGUCCUCAACGAGAAGUUGGAGAAGCUCCGGGAGAUGUACGGCUACACGCCACACACCGCCCAGGAGUACGAGUCUCUGGCUGAUGCGAUCCGUACAGAAAUGGUGGAGCGGAAAGUUGUGGUCACCCAGGAGCAGUUCAACAGGUGGCUUUCCCAAGAGAAGGAGCUAAUUAACAAGCUCGAAGAUGCCGAAAUCGACCUCUCUUGCAAGUCAGAUCUUUUCGAGGUGCUGGAUGCCGACCUCAGUGGCGAGCUGGAGUUCGAUGAGAUGGUAGAUGGCCUGUUGAAGUGUCGAGGCCCUGUGUCUAAGACGGACAUCAUCUCCAUCAGGUUAAAGACGGCAUUGCUCGUGAAAAUGGUGUCCCAGAUUUGUGACAAGAUGGGAAUUGAAAGUGACUGA
Molecule: messenger RNA, 1665 nt
Organism: Symbiodinium natans
Lineage: Eukaryota; Dinophyceae; Suessiales; Symbiodiniaceae
Source: the annotation of a GenBank genome assembly